This is a messenger RNA of Drosophila melanogaster (fruit fly), 436 nucleotides long. RefSeq lists its product as uncharacterized. The transcript has a single exon. Gene Ontology annotation, cellular component: extracellular region. The record is from RefSeq and is marked reviewed. Bases 18 to 377 code for a protein of 119 amino acids. Lineage: Eukaryota; Metazoa; Arthropoda; Insecta; Diptera; Drosophilidae.
CAAUAAUCCUAAAUAGUAUGUGGAAGUGGGAAACAUUCACUCUUGUGGUACUGUGUAGUUUUUCGGCGGUAAAGUGCUUUGCUGAGAAAGUCGAUUGUUCAGUAAAUGGAACUCAAACGGAUUGCCCCACAGCUUGUCCAGAAACGUGUGAUACCAAAGGAAAGCCCAAUUGUACUUUGAUAUGCGGAGGUCCUUGUGUCUGCAAGCCAGGAUAUGUUGUCAAUAGAAUGAUUCCUGCCUGUGUACUGCGAUCUGAUUGUCCAAAAAUCGUAUUACAAAGCGACAGAGCCCGAAGACUGACGAAUUUCAAUUGCUUUAGUGGGGAAAAUACUUGCACUCAACUAAAACAUAGUAGUAGUAAGCGAAAUAAUGACUAACAGACAAAACAAAUUAUUGAGCACGAUUUUGGCUUCUAUUAAAAAAUUUAUGAACCCAG